AUGCCUACGUGGGUUCUCUCCAGCCCUGUGACUGACUGGCGACCAGUCCAGGGUACCCUGCCUUCGCCCGAUGCCAGCUGGGAUAGGCUCCAGCGCCCCCCACGACCCUCUGUGGAGGACUCAGUGUGUGGAAAGGAGGUCAAACCUGGAGACCUGAUCCAGAUCUUCCGUUUUGGUGGUUUGUAUCAGCACUGGGCUGUUUAUGUUGGUGAUGGAGACGUCGUUUACCUCGUACCACACGGGUCGGGGGCUGUUAAGGGCGUCGUGGUGAAAGAGAAACUGGAGGACGUGGUGAAGAAGGACAAGUGGAGAGUCAACAAUACCCUGGAUAAUGACUACACACCUCGUCCAGCUCUUGUUAUCGUGGAGAAGGCCUGUAAACUGGUGGAUACAGAACUUCAGUACGACCUGAAGAACUACAACUGUGAAAACUUCGCCACUGAGAUGCGUUACGGCAAGCCUGGGAAUCGGCAGGUGAAGAACGUAACACCAGAAGCACCGGUAGCAGGAACGACAGUAAUUGAAAAGGUUUUGUCUUGGUUUUUUGCUUCCAGUAACUCAGCCUCUUCAAUCAGGAAAUACUUUGACACGGAAAAAAAGGAGAUCCAACCUGGAGACCGGAUUGAGAUCUUCCGUGAUGGUUAUCAGCACUGGGCUGUUUAUGUUAGUGAUGGAGACGUCGUCUACCUCGUAACACACGAGUCGGGGGCUGGUACAAGCGUCGUGGUGAAAGACAAACUGCAGGACAUUGUGAAUAAGGACUUCCAUAGAAUCAACAAUGUCCUGGAUGAUGAAUACACACCUCGUUCAGCUAAGUAUAUCUUGGAGAAGGCCGUUAAAAUGGUGGAUAAAAAGAAGAAGCAGCGUGAUGCGUUUCAACUGUGAACACGUCGCCACUCAUCUGCGCUACGGCAAGGCUGUGUGUCAGCAGGUACGUUAGAACAUGUUUCUCCUGGUGGUUUGUGUUAGAUGUGCUACACAUAAAUGUUCAGAGUGGUGGAUUGUUUCUGAAGGACAUGAAUCAUCUUGUUUUGUGUAAAAUAUGUUCUUGUUCCUCCUGCAGGUGAAGAACAAAGCAGCAAAAACAGCAGGAGUGGGAGCAGUAGU
Messenger RNA from Cololabis saira (Pacific saury), 1107 nucleotides. RefSeq names its product phospholipase A and acyltransferase 5-like. The coding region runs from base 1 to 885 and encodes 294 amino acids. NCBI's taxonomy places the organism in Eukaryota, Metazoa, Chordata, Actinopteri, Beloniformes, Belonidae. Gene Ontology annotation, molecular function: A2-type glycerophospholipase activity; glycerophospholipid phospholipase A1 activity. The record is from RefSeq and is a predicted model, not a curated record. Gene Ontology annotation, cellular component: cytoplasm. Gene Ontology annotation, biological process: N-acylphosphatidylethanolamine metabolic process. The transcript is spliced from 8 exons.